UAAUCUAAUAUAUGGUAUACGGCGCUAUACAGUGGAACUUUUAGAACCUUCUUUAGUUCAAAAAAAUGAAAACCCUAAUGACCUAAUCACUUAAUCAGAUCUCUCUCAAGUCUCUCUACAGCCGACAUCGACAGCUUCACCGCACAGCCACUCCGCCGGCCAUCCACCGCACAGCCACUCCGCCGGCCAUCCACCGCACAGCCACUCCGCCGGCCAUCCACCGCACCGACAGCUUCACCGCACCGGCAUCCACCGCACAGCCACUCCGGCGUUCAAAAUUAAGAAAUUCAAUAUGAGUGAUUCUCAAAAGAAGGUGGGAAAGAAGAAGGAUAAGAAGUCCUAUCCGGAGUCAGAUUCUGUCAAAAUUGAUCUAGAAAAUGAUAGCUCAAUGAAUAUGGAUGUGGAAGAUGAUGAAGUUCACUCUGUGGAGGUAGAUGAUACAAACGAUAGUGAUGAUAACAAAUCAGGAGUAAAGAGACAACGAAAGGAAAGAUCUAUUGUGUGGCAAUACUUCACUAAACUUAAAAAGAAAGCAGUCGGUGGAAAAGUUCCAAGCAAGUGCAACAAAUGUAAUCAUAUUAUCAUAUAUGAUAGCAAGCAAGGUACGGGGAAUAUUUCGAAACACAUAAAAUCUUGCUAUGGUUCUAGUUUCAAAGAUGUUGGUCAAAUGAUUUUAAACAGUGACAUGAAAUUAAAGUCAUCUACGUUUUCUCAAAGUAUGUUCCGCGAGAUGCUUGUAGCUGCUAUCGUUAUGCAUGAGUUACCUUUGUCAUUUGUAGAUUAUAAGGGAUUUAGAGAUUUAUUUAAGUAUCUGCAACCCGAUGUCAAUAUCAUCUCUAGAAAUACUGUGAAAUCUGAUUUACUGAAAAUGUAUAAGAGAGAAAAGGAAAAGGUCAAAGAAAUGCUUAUGGAAUCACCUGGGAGGUUGUGCCUAACUUCAGAUUUGUGGACGUCUAUUGCUACUGAUGGGUAUUUAGCAAUUACAGUUCACUUUAUGGAUAAACAAUGGGUUUUGCAAAAAAGAGUGUUAUCAUUUUCUUUCAUGCCACCACCUCAUACCGGUGUUGCUUUGUGUGAAAAAGUGUUUUCUAUUCUAGUAGAGUGGGGCAUAGAAAAUAAAAUAUUUUCUAUGACAUUAGAUAAUGCUUCUUCUAAUGACACUUUUAUUGGGCUUUUAAGAGAACAACUAAAUAAAAAAUUACCACUUGUUUCUAGGGGUAAUUUUUUUCACUUGAGAUGUUGUGCACAUAUUUUGAACUUGAUUGUGCAAGAUGGGUUAAAGCAAAUUGAUGAGUGUAUUUACAAAGUGAGAGAGAGUAUAAAGUAUGUGAAAGGGUCGCAACAAAGGAAGGAAAAGUUUAUAGAGUGUGUUCAGUUGCUUUCUUUGAAAAGGAAAAAGGGGUUAAGGCAAGACGUUGUUACUAGGUGGAAUUCUACUUUUUUAAUGCUUGAUGGUGCCCUUUUUUAUCGACGCGCCUUUUGCCAUUUAGAAUUGAGUGAUUCUAAUUAUAAGCAUUGUCCGAAUGCAUUGGAGUGGGAAAAGAUUGGAAAGAUGUGCUCUUUUCUUGGAGUGUUUUAUGAUAUCACAAAUGUUUUUUCGGGUAGCAAAUACCCAACUGCAAACUUGUAUUAUCCACAUGUUUUUAUGGCUUACUUGACUUUGAAAGAGGGUAUGGGUUCAGAAGACGAGUAUAUGAGAAAAAUGGCUGACUUGAUGAUGACAAAGUUUCAGAAAUAUUGGUCUGAUUUUAGUCUUACUUUAGCCAUAGCUGUGGUGUUGGAUCCUAGAUACAAAUUGCACUUUAUCGAGUGGAGUUAUUCACAAGUUUAUGGACGUGAUAGCAAGGAAUAUGAAUAUGUUGAUGAGGUUUUGCACUCUACUUUUCAUGAAUAUGUUGAGUUAAAUAUGGAUGGUGGUUCUUCUACAACUUCAAAUGUCGCAAGUACUUCAGAAGCUAGCAAAGGGGUUGAGGAUACGGUAGAUGAUGAUUCAACAAGUGUCUUUGGAGUUAGAGCUAGACUUAAGGAUUUUGAUCAGUUUCAAAGUAAAGAUUUUCUAGCUAACAAAAAAUCAGAAUUGCAAUUGUAUUUGGAUGAGUCAAGAGUUGAUAGGAACUCGAAUUUAGAUGUUUUGACUUUUUGGAAAGCCAACGAGUUUAGAUAUCCCACGCUUGCAAGGAUGGCACGAGACUUUUUGACAAUUCCGGUUUCAACCGUCGCAUCGGAGUCCACAUUUAGUGCAAGUGGAAGAGUUCUUAAUGAACAUCGAAGCUCGCUUGGUAAAGAUACCGUUGAGGCUCUAAUAUGCACAAAGGAUUGGUUAUAUGGAGAUUAUUGUUCUAACGAAGUUAAUUUAGAUGAGCUCACUGAAGAUAUAAUGUCACUUGAUAUUAGUGGAGAAUCAAAUGCUUCAAACUCAAUGAACAAUUCUAAGGUAACCACUCCAAAUGCUUCGAGUAGUGUUGCUAAAAAACAAUGAACAAUCAUAAGGUUUGAAUUGUUGGAACUAAAGAUCUGAGAAGAGAACCAUGGGAAAUUUGAAGUUGUUUUUAAUGGAUGUUUUGAAUUAUUAAGUCUUUUGUGAUUUGUCGUUUAUGGAUUUGUUUUAAACUUGUUAAGUAUUCGGUGUUUAUGGAUUAUUUAAGCUGUUUGUGAGCUUUUGGCGAGUUUUGUUUCACUAAAUAGGUUCUAAAUAUGUGAUUAUUCUAGUCUUCGUUAACAGGUACUAACAGGUAAUUUUCGUGUAUAUCGUGUCGUGUUC
Messenger RNA from Helianthus annuus (common sunflower), 2761 nucleotides. Its product is annotated as zinc finger BED domain-containing protein RICESLEEPER 2. The record is from RefSeq and is a predicted model, not a curated record. The coding region runs from base 293 to 2479 and encodes 728 amino acids. NCBI's taxonomy places the organism in Eukaryota, Viridiplantae, Streptophyta, Magnoliopsida, Asterales, Asteraceae. Gene Ontology annotation, molecular function: DNA binding; protein dimerization activity. The transcript has 6 exons.